This is a messenger RNA of Rubroshorea leprosula, 2658 nucleotides long. The record is from the annotation of a GenBank genome assembly. Lineage: Eukaryota; Viridiplantae; Streptophyta; Magnoliopsida; Malvales; Dipterocarpaceae.
CACACUCCAUGCAAAUGCACAACAUACCCUCCUCCGAAAAUCCUAACCACCAUCCAUGGCUUCCACUUUCCGCCCUCACCUUCUCUUUCUCCUACUCUUACCUCUCUCCGUCACUGCCAACCUCCACAAAUCUAAAACCCUCCUCAAAUCGAGUCUCCUCUCCUCCACAACUACAUCCCACCUCAAAGACACCCCACCAACCACGUACUUCGAAGUCACCAAACCCAUCAGACUUCCCAAGACCGAACCUUGCGUCUAUCCCAUUCUCCACCAUGAUUUCGGCUAUACAUAUGGGAAACCUCCAAUUCUAGCAAACUAUACCGCACCUUCUCACUGCCCAUCUCACGAUUUCUCUAAAAUUGUCCUUGAAUGGAAUGCCACCUGCAAAGGAAGGCAAUUUGAUCGGAUUUUUGGGAUCUGGCUAGAUGGGGUCGAACUUCUUAGGAGCUGCACUGCAGAGCCAAGAGCUACUGGGAUUAUGUGGAGUGUCAAGAAGGACAUAACAAGGUAUUACACUUUGCUUGUUAAGAAUGAGACACGAAGUCUUGCUGUUUAUUUGGGUAAUUUAGUUGAUCGAACUUAUACUGGCGUGUAUCAUGUGGACAUAACUGUUUAUUAUUACCCUGCUGAGAAGAAAUUCAAUGACUUUGAGAGCAAUUUGGAGAAUUUAGCAUCUGGGUAUGGCUCUAGGGCUGAUUUAAUCUUACCCAUUUCACGGAAUUUUCCAUUGAAUGAUGGGUUGUGGUUUGAAAUUGAAAAUUCCACAGACACUGAAGGGAAGGAAAUCAAAAUUCCUCAAAAUGUGUUUAGGGCUGUGUUAGAGUUGAAUGUGUCAUUCCAUGAGAGUGAUGAGUCUUGGUAUGGAAAUCCACCAAAUGACUAUCUUUUGGCUAAUAAUCUUACUGACACAGCAGGAAAUGGGCCUUUCAGGGAAAUUGUGGUUACUCUUGAUGGAAAUGUGAUUGGUGCAAUUUGGCCUUUUACUGUGGUUUAUACCGGAGGGAUUAACCCCCUCUUGUGGAGACCAAUUUCUGGCAUUGGAUCAUUUGAUCUCCCUACAUAUGAUAUUGAAAUUACUCCAUUUUUAGGGAAUAUGUUGGAUGGUAAAACGCAUACAUUGCAGUUCCGUGUUACAAAUGCUUUGAAUGUUUGGUAUAUUGAUGCCAAUCUGCAUCUCUGGUUGGAUGGAAAGAGCACAUAUAAUGAAGGGAAGCUUCUUCAGCAUCAGGUUAUGCCUCUUGCUAUUUCCUAUUCAUCAGAUUUCAAGGGUUUAAAUGGAACUUUCUUGACAAAAGCAAACAGGUCCAUAUCCUCAACUGGAUGGGUUAAGUCAUCUCAUGGCAAGAUCACAACUACAGCCAUUCAAAAGUUUAGUUAUAGCAACUCAAUGGUGAUGAGAGAUAAUGGGAAUGUUCAGAUAGUGAAUCAGGAGAUCCAUUUUGAUGACAGUGUUCAGGUCAAGAAGCCAUACACUUUCUCCAAAGCAAAGAAAUCACGUAAGAGGUUUCUUAUCAACUUAUAUUCCAACAAUAUGGGUCAAGGAAAUAGAACUUAUUUAUCUGUAGCUAAUGUUACGCUGGGAUUUAAUGAAAAGAAGUUCAGAGUCAGAGGUGCUGGUUUCAAAAUGCCUGUCAGUUCUCUCGAAAAUUUGCAGAAUGGGCAGGGCAUCAUGGUUGUUAAGAACAACUUGGUUGUCAGUGGAGUCGGGAGUACCCAACAGAAGUACAGGUAUGAAGGCAAUAAAUUUUGCUACUUUAGGAACAUUAGCAGUUCAAACUACACCAUUCUUAAUGAUGAAGUCAGAAAUGCAUGCAAUAGAAGAACCCGAUCCAGUCCUGGUUUUGGGCUUAGCAGCAGAUGGUUACCUUCAUUUUAGUUAAAAAAUGAGAGUAGUAAGCUAUUUGACUAUGCAUUCUUUAUCACAGCUUCUGGUGAUGGAAUGAAGAUGCAAGUAUGUUCACAAAUUUGGCUUCUUUUGUGUUGUAAUUUGCAAUCCCAUCCUUUGAGUCUUCGACUUUUCUGUAAACCUGAAAUGCAGAAUAAGAUAAAGCCUGUUAUUGGAAUGAAGAAACUCUGAUCGUUGAUAUUUGGCUGUUGAGUUGCUUCAAUGCUUAUGCUGGUCUGUGGACAUUAGAUUGACAUGUUUGUAUGGAAAUGGAGUUCUCUUCUGGCAAAAUUCAACAUCAAAUCCAAUUUUUUUGCCUUUGCCAUGCUAAAAUGGAGUUAUUUGCAGGUGUUUCAUGGCUGUAUCCUUUACCAACAUUCAUGUUAGUACUGACUGUUAUGUCAAUGCUUUAGCUUCCAUCUUUUGUUUCCUUUCCUAGCUGCUUCUUUUGGAACCUAGGGAGGAAAAGACCGAGAGUGAGUCUCUUAGUUGGUGCUUGGUGAAUUGUGUUGUAUAGUUUGGCAAUGAUGAUACAUGUAGAAGGGAUUUAAUUUGGAAGUGAAUGCUUUAGUGGGAAACUGAAUUCUGUGAUUUGUGGUCACUUGAAAUUAUUCUGUCAUGUUACGGAAGAUUGUUGACAUGAGACAAGCAAUCCUAUGUUGAACAAUUGAAAACCCCACCAACAAGAGCUUAGCAGAGUUUGUACCACUAAUUACAAAGCUUUGAUUUUGAGUCAAGUGUAGGGGUUAAACCUAUGCGAUGCUCACUGCUAA